AUGGCCGAAUACUGGAUCUCGAAAAAGCAGUACUGGUGCAAGUACUGUAACAUCUUCGUCCGCGAUGACGCGCCAUCCAAGGCUCUCCAUGAGGGCGGCGGCAAGCACCAGGGCAACAAGGAGCGCUUCAUUCGUGACAUUUACAAAACAGGUGUCCGCGAUAAGCGUGCCAAAGAGGAGGAGGCGCGGACAAUCGCUCAAAUUGAAGCUGCCGCCAAAACAUCGCACGCAUCCAAGGAUGGUGGCGAGUAUGCCGGACGCCCUGUGGCUUCUCGACCCGCCGCUGCUGGUUCAUCGUCACGGCCACCGCGCCCCAAGCCCGCUGGCGACAAGUGGGCCAACUAUAGCUCUGCGGCGUCUCUCGGCUUUGACGAUGAGGAGACCAAGUUGAGCAGCUUCGAGAUUGAGCAGAUGGUGCGAGGACGAGGGACGAACGUUGGCGAGUGGGAAGAAGUCAAGGAAGCGGCGCCUGCAAUGACGUAUACCGAGGACGGAGUGCCGGCUCUCGACCUCAAGCGCAAGGCCGAGGAAGAGGAGGACCACAAUAACUUCAAGUUUCAGCACCGUGACAAGCGACCAGCCCACGACGUGUAUGACGAUGACGACUGGGAUCCCAAGGCAGCGUUGGGUUCAAUCAAGCUCAAGACCAAGGAGAAGAAGCUUGGAGAGGCUGCCCCGGAGUCUGAGCCUGCGGUGAAGAAGGAGGAGGCGACGGAGAAGGCUGGAUUCAGCAAAGUCGGUUGGAGUGGCAAGCUGGACAUGACUGAGGGCGACCCCGUCAAGGAGGAGCCCAAAGAUGAGGGCGAUGCUAAGCCAGCAUUGGACGAUGUGGCCGAGCCCACAGCCGAGUCCAAGGUCGUCGAGCCUGCGACCGAAAUCAAGACCGAGGCCGCCGCUCCAGAAACCGUGGCCGCUGCUCCUGAACCUGCCCCGUCGUCUGGAGCUAGUAUGUUCAAGAAGCGCCGCCCUCCUCCUUCAAGUCGUAAAAAGUAG
Molecule: messenger RNA, 993 nt
Organism: Apiotrichum porosum
Lineage: Eukaryota; Fungi; Basidiomycota; Tremellomycetes; Trichosporonales; Trichosporonaceae
Exons: 4
Coding region: 1-993 (330 amino acids)
Biological process (GO): mRNA splicing, via spliceosome
Cellular component (GO): precatalytic spliceosome
Molecular function (GO): zinc ion binding; RNA binding
Source: RefSeq, a predicted model, not a curated record